This is a messenger RNA of Pteronotus mesoamericanus, 3226 nucleotides long. RefSeq names its product POP1 homolog, ribonuclease P/MRP subunit (gene POP1). NCBI's taxonomy places the organism in Eukaryota, Metazoa, Chordata, Mammalia, Chiroptera, Mormoopidae. Gene Ontology annotation, cellular component: nucleolar ribonuclease P complex; ribonuclease MRP complex. Bases 86 to 3226 code for a protein of 1046 amino acids. The record is from RefSeq and is a predicted model, not a curated record. The transcript is spliced from 16 exons. Gene Ontology annotation, biological process: tRNA 5'-leader removal.
UGCCGGGGGUGGUUCGCUCAGCACUCUGGGAGUUGUAGUCUUUGCCGGGCUCCCGGCCACGUGGAGGCAGCGGCUGCACUUGCGCAUGCGCCCUGCCGCUCGCUCGCAGCAAACGUCGUUUUGGAGGAGAGUGUGGCAGAUUCUGACCUGGGACUCCGAGUGUCAGGCAGAGAUGUCUAAUGCAAAAGAAAGAAAACAUGCUAAGAAAAUGAGAAACCAGCCCACCAAUGUGACUUUAUCCUCUGGCUUUGUGGCUGAUAGGGGUGCAAAGCACCCUAACGGAGGCGGAAAACCUUUCCGAGCUCAAAGACUAGAUGCUUUUUCUGGAACUGCACUACAGCGGCAAACCAAAAUGACCCACUAUUCACCACUGGAGCCUGAUGUGAGGGAGCAGUCAUCCUCCAAAGUGAUGUUUAAAAAAAAGGGAGGAUGGAAAGCAGGUCCUGAAGGCACAUCUCAGGAGAUUCCCAAGUAUAUAACAGCCUCUACUUUUGCUCAGGCUCGAGCUGCUGAAAUCAGCGCUAUGUUGAAAGCAGUGACUCAGAAGUCUUCGAAUUCGCUGGUUUUCCAGACUCUGCCACGUCACAUGAGACGAAGGGCCAUGAGCCACAACGUCAAACGCCUUCCGAGACGGUUACAGGAGAUUGCUCAGAAAGAGGCAGAGAAAGCAGUGCAUCAGAAAAAAGAACAUUCAAAAAACAAAUGCCAUAAAGCUCGAAGAUGUCACAUCAACCGGGUGCUAGAAUUUAACCGUAGACAAAAGAAGAACAUAUGGUUAGAAACUCACAUCUGGCACGCCAAGCGGUUUCACAUGGUCAAGAGGUGGGGCUACUGCCUUGGGGAGAGGCCGACAGUCAAGAGCCACAGAGCCUGCUACCGAGCUAUGACGAACCGUUGCCUCCUUCAGGACUUAUCUUACUACUGUUGCUUGGAGUUGAAGGGCAAAGAAGAAGAAAUACUAAAGGCACUUUCUCCAAUGUGUAGCAUAGACACAGGGCUGACUUUUGCAGCAGUGCACUGCUUGUCUGGAAAGCGCCAAGGUAGUCUCGUGCUUUACCGGGCAAAUAAAUAUCCCCAAGGCAUGUUGGGGCCUGUGACAUUUAUUUGGAAGCCUGAGAGGACCCCUGGCGAUGUUUCGGAGAGCAGGCAGUUGUGGAUCUGGCUUCACCCAACUCUUAAACAGGAGAUUUUGGAGGAAGUAAAAGCAGCAUGCCAGUGUACGGAAGCCGUCUCACCAACUCUCCUCCUCCCCGACCCCCUUCCGACACCGUCCCAAGAAAAAAGCCAAACUGAACUGCCCGAUGAGAAAGUGGGCAAGAAGAGAAAACGGAAAGAUGAUGGAGACAAUGCUAAACCAGUUAAAAAAUUUUUCGGGGACGGAACGAGAGAUUCCCGUCAGCCAUGUUCGUGGGUCUCUGCAGCCACAGGCCUUGCCGUCAGUGAUUUGACGAUGGAGAUAAACAGAUUCCGCCUGAUUGGUCCGCUGUCCCACUCCAUCCUAACUGAGGCACUAAAAGCUGCUUCUGUCCACACCGAGGGAGAGGACCCAGAGAGGACGCCUCACCAGUGGUGGGUUGAAACCUGUAAGGAUCCUGAUAGUGUUUCCCUUCACCACAGACAAGAAGCCACUUUUGAAUUGUUGGGAGGAAUAACAUCACCAGCAGAAAUUCCGGCAGGUACUGUUCUGGGACUGACAGUUGGGGAUCCUCGAAUAAAUUUGCCACAAAAAAGGUCCAAAGUUUUGCCCGAUCCAGAAAAAUGCCAAGAUAAUGAGAAAGUUAGACAGCUGCUUCUGGAGGGUGUGCCUGUGGAGUGUGCGCAUAGCUUUAUUUGGAACCAAGCUAUCUGUAAGAGUGUCACAGAGAAUAAAAUCUCGGAUCAGGAUUUAAACCGGAAGAGAAGUGAAUUGCUGGUGCCUGGGUCACAGCUUGUUUUAGGUCCCCAGGAAUCCAAGAUACCUCUGCUUUUGAUCCAACAGUCGGGAAAAGUGACUGGAGACGACCAGCGAGGCUGGGGAAGUGGCUGGGAUGUCCUGCUCCCAAAGGGCUGGGGCAUGGCUUUCUGGAUUCCAUUUAUCUAUCGAGGUGCAAGAGCGGGAGGAUUAAAAGAGGCUAGAGUGCAUUCUCAGUAUAAAAAGUCACCUUACAUCCCCGGUGAUUUCCCAGACUGCUCUGCUGGGAUUCUGUUUGCUGAAGAACAAGCCAGGAAUCUUCUUGAAAAGUACAAAAGACGCCCCCCUGCAAAACGGCCCAACUAUGUUAAGCUGGGCACUCUAGCCCCUUUCUGCUGUCCCUGGGAGCAGCUGACUCGAGACUGGGAAGCGAGAGUCCAGGCCCAGGAGGAGUCACCUGUAGCUUCCUCCCCGAGAGGUGAGGAGAGUGACUUGAGAGGAGACGACGUGCCUUGUGUUCCCACGUCUGAAAAAACUCGUCAGGCGUCUGAUGAAGUGGACACAUCCCUACACGACUCCAGUGAGCCCGCAGGAGUAAUGGACACAGAGUGUCCAGUCCAGGCGGAGACUGAGGGGGUAUCGGGCCAGGAUGCCACUGGCAGCCGCGUCUGCGUUCUCAGGAGCAGAACGUCACUGAAGCAGCUGUCAGCCUGGUGCACGCCCCGUCCUGGGGGCCGUCGGGCAGCCGGGCGAGUGCCCAGCAGGGGGCAGCAAGAACUGACCCCUGAGGCCUGCCUGCCCAUCCUGGACCGCUUCCCGCGGGCCCUGGUGUGGGUCAGCCUGGCCCUGCUCCGGAAGGGCAGCCCGGAGCCGCACAGCAUGAUCUGCGUCCCGGCCAAGGAGGACCUCUUCCAGCUCUGUCAGGAUCCGCUCUACCGUGGGCCCCAGGAAGCCAAGCACAGCGACCCAUUCAAGAGCCAGAUCCGGAAGCAGAAAGAGAAGAAGAAAAGAGAAAAGAGGCCGAACCGCGGGCAGGCUAUGUCUGAGGGCCUGACGGCGGGGGACCCUGCCGCGGGGCACCCAGCUCUGACCUCGGGCUUGUGGGCAGGCCCGCUCCCCGAUGUGACUUCCCACUGCUCCAGGGUCCUCCUGGGCUUUGUCACACAGGGAGACUUUUCCAUGGCUGUGGGCUGUGGGGAAGCCCUGGGGUUUGUUAGCCUGACGGGCUUGCUGGAUAUGCUGCACGGGCAGCUGGCAGCGGAGAGGGGCCUGGUGUUACUGAGGCCCCCCGCCUCGCUGCAGUAUCGAUUUGCAAGGAUAGCUAUUGAGGUGUGA